UGUCUCCACCGCAAUAAAAGAAUAAAGAAUCCUAAAAACCAAAGCUAAACUUAAACAGAACAAUAGAAGAGAGAAAGAAAGACAGAAACCAUCAGUUCAAGAAACAAAGGAAAAGAGAGAUUCUUUGUGGUUUUAAUUACUUGUCAAUGGCCAACUUGUUAGCUUCUUCUUUCUUGGUUUGUAUCGCUGCCCUAUUCAUAUCGAUCUUGAUGAGCACAUCAUCCACCGUUCAUGGAAGUGGAGAACACCUGCACCACCUGGGAUGGAUACCCAUCAGAUCAUCCUGCAAAGGGUCCAUAGCAGAGUGCUUGGCCAUCGACGGCGAGGAGUUUGAGUUGGACUCGGAGAUCAGCAGGCGAAUUUUAGCAACCAGCAACUACAUCAGCUAUGGAGCAAUGCAGAGGAACACGGUGCCCUGCUCUAGGAGAGGAGCCUCCUACUACAAUUGCCAACCAGGGGCUCAGGCCAACCCCUACACCCGUGGCUGCAGUGCCAUUACAAGGUGCAGGAGUUGAUUUCAUUUUUUUAUUUUUUAUUUAUUUUCAAUUAGUGAUUGUUAAUUUGUGCUAUUGAUGAAAAUAUUGUUUCCAUAACUAUAUCUGAAUUUCUUUGUAAAAGGUUAUGGUUACUGUUCUCUCCCUACUUCUUGUUUUUUUCUUUUUUUUUUUUACAAUGCGUGUCUUAUGAUUAAUUUAUGAAAGGUCUGUUGUGAUUUAUUUUAUUUUAUGAAUGUAUGUUUUUAUUGAUAUAAAAAUAAAAUAUUUAAUUAA
Messenger RNA from Manihot esculenta (cassava), 770 nucleotides. RefSeq names its product protein RALF-like 33. Bases 147 to 515 code for a protein of 122 amino acids. The transcript has a single exon. The record is from RefSeq and is a predicted model, not a curated record. Lineage: Eukaryota; Viridiplantae; Streptophyta; Magnoliopsida; Malpighiales; Euphorbiaceae.